AUGGAGAAUCCUUCGAAACCUAAAUCGCAGAUCGGUGAUUGUUCCGGAGAUCUCCGAUCUUCCGCCGCCGCCGAUCCACACCGCGACAAGUUCCCUUUCUUUCGGCAUCGAUCGCGGCAAAUCUCGCGGGACACUUGGCUCAUCUCCGUCUUUGUGCUUCUCCAGAUUGUCAUCUUCGCAGUAACGAUGGGUGUCAAUGACUGUCCCGGAAACUCUUACGGUGACUGUGCCGCCGAAUUCCUUGGCCGAUUCUCCUUCCAGCCUCUCUCCGAGAAUCCCAUGCUCGGUCCCUCCGCUUCUACGUUAGAGCACAUGGGAGCUCUUCGUUCGAAUAUUUUGGCAGAGAGUCGUGAGAUAUGGCGCAUUUUUACAUCCCAAUGGCUGCACAGCGGAUUAUUUCACCUUCUCAGUAAUCUUGGGAGUUUAAUUUUCGUCGGGAUAUACAUGGAGCAGGAGUUUGGACCAAUGAGGAUUGCUGCAAUUUAUGUACUAUCCAGUGCCUUAGGAAGUCUGUUUGCUGUGGUUUUUGUUCAAGACAUCCCAUCAGUCUGCCCUGCUGCUGCUUUGUUUGGAUUGAUUGGAGCAAUGCUUUCAGCACUUGCAAGGAACUGGAAUCUCUACAGCAACAAGACCUCGGCCAUAAUGCUGAUAGUGGUUAUCUCCUCCGUCAAUUUCCUGCUGGGUUUCCUCCCUUACAUAGACAACUUUGCGAAUAUCGGAGGUUUGGUAUCAGGAUUUCUCCUCGGAUUUGUGCUGUUAUUCGCCCCUCAGCUCAGACAGGUUCCCCCACAUAAGGCGAGUUUCUUAAAAUCUGAAAUUAAAAGAUCCGAGAAGCUGAAGGAAAAGUUUGACAGACCCAUUCUAAGGAUAAUAUGCCUUGCUCUGUUUUGUGUUAUGUGA
Molecule: messenger RNA, 900 nt
Organism: Tarenaya hassleriana
Lineage: Eukaryota; Viridiplantae; Streptophyta; Magnoliopsida; Brassicales; Cleomaceae
Product: RHOMBOID-like protein 8
Exons: 4
Coding region: 1-900 (299 amino acids)
Biological process (GO): proteolysis
Cellular component (GO): membrane
Molecular function (GO): serine-type endopeptidase activity
Source: RefSeq, a predicted model, not a curated record